Molecule: messenger RNA, 2798 nt
Organism: Chara braunii
Lineage: Eukaryota; Viridiplantae; Streptophyta; Charophyceae; Charales; Characeae
Source: the annotation of a GenBank genome assembly
GGGGGCAGAGGGGUGAAGGGGGGUUAGCCACAGCCUGACGGCGGCGGCGGCGGCGUGUACGUGACGCCGCGAACAUGGCAGCCGUUGGCGGCGGGGUGAAGGGCAUGAAGUCUGUGCUGAGCUCUCGCGAUGCGAAGGAGUCCCAGUGUUCUGCCCGACACGUGUCACUCUCUGCUUUAUUUCGCCUGUUUGUGAUUGCCACGUGUCUGAAGUUAUUGCUGGUCCCAUCUUAUCACAGUACGGACUUUGAGGUCCAUCGCAAUUGGCUGGCCGUGACCCAUUCGUUGCCGAUUAAUCAGUGGUAUGUCGAUGAAACUUCACCAUGGACGCUAGAUUACCCGCCUUUUUUCGCUUGGUUUGAACGCCUGUUGUCCGUUCCUGCGAGCCACGUGGAACCCAAGAUGGUCCACCUGAAGGAAGGUCUGAACCACGCCAGCGACAGGGCUGUCCUCUUCCAAAGAGCUACAGUGAUGGCGGCAGACAUCAUCCUCUUCGCUUCCGUCUAUUACUUCUUGCGAGGAGGGCAGCAAUGGAGUUGGACUGCGCAAAGAGACCGACUCUUAGGGUUUGCCAUUCUCCUCUCUCCUGGCCUGAUGAUCGUGGACCAUAUCCAUUUUCAGUAUAAUGGGAUGCUGAUGGGUAUGUUGAUCUUCUCUCUCUCGAUGAUGGAGAGAGGCGAUCGGGAUCUGCAGGGAGCCGUCGUCUUUGCUAUCCUCGUCUGCUUCAAGCAUCUCUUCGCUGUGGCCGGUCCGCUGUACGCUGUCUAUCUUCUUCGUCAUUACUGUGGAGGAAAUGUGGGCAAGGCCAUGGGAAGCUUCGUCAAACUAGGAGGGAGCGUGCUGGGCGUCGUUGCCGUAGCCUUCGGUCCCUUCGUCCUCCAUGGCCAGGUUCAGCAGGUGCUGCGCCGCCUGUUUCCUUUUGGCCGUGGAUUAUGCCAUGCCUACUGGGCACCGAACGCCUGGGCAAUCUACAACGUGGCUGAUAAGGCGUUAACCGUUCUGCUUCCGAUGGUUGGAAUCCCGGUUAGCAAGCAACAUGCAUCAAUGACAGGAGGACUCGUUGGAGAUUCUGCUGGGCACGUCGUUCUCCCACAGAUUCGUCCGCCGAUGGCUAUGGUCCUCACCCUAGUGGCGAUGGUUCCCUGUUUGGUCAGAGCUUGGCGGCAUCCUCGCCCAAGAGAGUUCAUACGCUUGGUUGUGUAUGCGAACCUCUGUGGAUUCAUGUUUGGGUGGCAUGUGCAUGAGAAAGCUGCACUUACUUUUGUCGUGCCCUUCUCACUCAUCUCAACAAACUCAGCAGAGGAAGCUGGCGAAUUCUUGUUCUUAUCCACAGAGGAGCGGGAGGGGGAGGAGGAGGAGGAGGAGGAGGAGUGGGAGGGGCGGGAAAAGGAGCGAGAGGAGGCGUGGGAGAAGGAGGGGAAGGAGCAGGAGCGGGGCUAUGGUGCGGGAAGAGGAGGGGGAGGAGGGGGAGGAGGAACGGGGGGAAAAGCAGGAGAAGCAGCGGAAGGAGGACGAGCAGCAGGAGGAGCGGGAGGAGCGGCAACAGAGGGAGCGGGAGAAGGAGAGGGAGGAGUGGGAGAAGGAGCAUGUGCUAAGCGUUGCACUGUGCUACGCGAAUAUGUAGGGAUCAUUCCACGAGCGACGCUGAGGUGGUGGAUCAAACGCAGGAUGGUGGUGGAUCAAACGUGGGAAGACCUUCGACAAUAUGGAUACGCCACAAAUUACUUCUUCCGCGAGAAGCUGCGCAUGUCGCUGCGAGUGUUCCGGGAGAUCGCGAAGGCGUGUGCACCUCGUCUUCAGUGGCAGAUGACGUUCUAUAGAGAGUCGCUGCAGCCCGACCAGAUUGUGGCGUAUGCGCUCUACAUGUGGGUGUUGGGGGAGACGUACGAGAGCAACACCUGCAACUUAGACAUCGGCAGAGCUUCUAGCCUCGUUGCUGUGCGUGACUUCACUGCCGCACUGUUGAGGGUGUACGCUGACAACAUUGCCUGGUCGACGGGGGUGCGAAAGCUCGUCGGAUACCGAAGUAGUUGCCACUACAUGAGGGUGCUUCAACUCUCCAGUUUGUGGGCGUGCGCAGAGGCUGGGUCGUUGUUCCGCGGUCCUCCUGUGAUUCUCUCGCAUGGGGUGCGAACGAGCGGCUACCUUCUGGGCGACAAUGGCUAUCCCUCGUUGAAAUGGAUAGUGGCCGCGUACGGAGGCAUCAAUCAGCACACAGAUGAGGAGCGCUUCGACAACAAGCAAGGUGGUGAGAGGAGCUGUGAAGAGGGGGUUCGCAGGCUGAAGGGUAUGUGGAGGCUGUUUCUGCGAAUACACAAGACAAACCUUGAGACGGUCCUGCAGCAGUUCGUUGCCGUUUGUACGAUCCACAUCAUUCUCAUCGAUGCUGGCAUUUUGUUCGAUGAGAAUCUGUUGUGGGAGGUGGAAGCGAAUGGGGUGCUGCAACGUAUGGACCUCGACAUUCAAUGCCCUCUUCGGCCAGUGUGUGUUGAGACUUCGACCAGCGAGGCGUUUGCCCGCCCGGAUGCUUUGGCAGAGCGCAUGAAACGCGAGUGACCCAUGUCCAUGGACAUGACCUCCGUCGCCAUCGACACUGUUUUUUAUGCGCAGCCAGCCACGUGGCAACUGUCGUUUUGCCGAUGAGCUAUGGUGUGUGGUCGCCGCUCCUAGGAAGUGCUUCGCUUGGUAUCUUCUUUGUGUUUUCGUUGUGCUUUCAUAUUUUGGGUUGCGGAAGUCUUUGAAUGAAUCGCAUGCGUGAAUGCAAUGUGAUGGUAUGUUGAACAAAUGGUUUGAGGGUUA